CGUCGGCAGCUCGAAUCUGCCUAUCAGCGGGAAGCUCGAAUACGCGGGCCCGCCCCUCCCCGCCUUUAAAGGCUCUCCGGGUGGCGCGUGCUCCACGGUAGAUUGUCCUCAACGGAGACAGAAGGGGUCCAAGAUGGCAGCGCUCGCCCAGACACCGGACUCAUGUGCUGAGGCUUCAGUCCAGCCUCCCCCACCGGGCACCUGGAAGGCCUCACUUGAUGGCAUCACAGUAUCAGCCUCUCCCAGUAUUGAAAACCAUCAGGGAGAAGAAGUCAAGGAAACCAAAGAAGAAGUCGAGGAAACCAGAGAGGCCGCAGCAGAGAUGUUCCGGUCCAAAGCACCCCCUCCUCUGGGGCUGUGGACCUGCAAGCGGGAUGGUUUGGUCAGACUGCGGAUGGAUGAAAGUGGGAUCGGCUGUGAGUCCCCACUCACCGUCCACGAGCUCUUCCUGAGUGCUGUGCGCACCUACGGCGACUACUUCGCCCUGGCCUCCAAGAAGCAGGGCAGGUGGACCAAGCUGACCUUCCGGCAAUACUACGAGGAAUGCCGGGUGGCUGCCAAGAGCUUUCUGAAGCUGGGUCUGGAGCCCUUCCAUGGAGUCUGCAUUCUGGGGUUCAACUCAGCAGAAUGGUUCAUCGCUGACAUUGGAGCGAUUCUUGCGGGAGGCCUUGCAGUGGGCAUUUACACUACCAACUCGCCCGAAGCUUGCCAGUAUGUGGCGGAGAACUGUGGGGCAAACAUCAUUGUGGUACAGAACGACAAACAGCUGCAGAAAAUCCAGGAGAUCCAGCACAGGCUGCCCCUCCUAAAAGCCAUCAUCCAGUACAGUGAGGAAAUCAAAGAGAAAAAACCAAAUCUCUACUCCUGGAGCGAAUUCAUGGCCCUUGGCAGCACCAUCCCAGAUGACCACCUGGAUAAAAUCAUCGAGUCUCAGAAGCCCAACCAGUGUUGCACCCUGAUCUACACCUCGGGGACCACGGGGCACCCCAAAGGGGUCAUGCUUAGCCACGACAAUAUCACAUGGACGGCCAGGGCAGGAGGGGAGUAUGUCAGCAUGCGCAGGGCCACGGAGCAGCAAGAGAUCAUCGUCAGCUACCUUCCACUCAGCCACAUCGCUGCGCAGAUGAUCGACAUCUGGCUGCCCUUCGUGUUCGGGGUGCAAGUCUGCUUUGCACAGCCUGAUGCGCUCAAGGGCAGCCUGGUGGAGACACUGAGAGAAGUGCGGCCCACGGCUUUCUUGGGUGUCCCUCGAGUCUGGGAGAAGAUGCAGGAGAAGAUGAAGUCAGUUGGGGCGAAGUCCUCGGCCCUGAAGAGGAAAAUCGCCACGUGGGCCAAGCUGGUUGGACUUGAGACAAAUCUGAAGCGCAUGAACGGAAAUGUGCCUCCAAUUGCAUGUUGCUCGAAGGAAUCGGAAAGGGCUGUGGAUCUGCCCCUGAAUUACCGCCUGGCCAGGACAUUCAUCUACAAGAAGGUGCGGAAGGCCCUGGGCCUGGACCGGUGCACGAAAUGCUACACCGGAGCGGCCCCGAUCAUGAAGGACACCUUGGAGUAUUUCCUCAGCCUUGACAUUCCAAUCUUUGAAUUGUAUGGCAUGAGUGAAAGCACUGGCCCUCAUACCAUUUCUGUUCAAAGUUCCUUCAGGAUAACCAGCUGCGGCAAAGAGAUCACGGGCUGCAAGACGAUGCUUUUCAAGCCGGACCAUGAGGGCAUCGGAGAGGUUUGCUUCGCGGGACGCCACAUCUUCAUGGGGUACCUGAACAUGGAAGACAAAACGAGAGAGGCGAUCGAUGAGGAUGGCUGGCUGCAUUCUGGUGAUCUCGGGAAGCACGAUGCGGACGGCUUUCUCUACAUCACAGGGCGAAUCAAAGAGCUGAUCAUCACAGCAGGUGGAGAAAACAUCCCCCCGGUCCCAAUCGAGGAGGCCGUCAAGGAGGCUGUUCCCUUCCUGAGCAACGUCAUGCUGGUGGGCGACAAGGCCAAGUUCUUGGGGAUGCUGAUGACACUGAAGUGCAAAGUGAACCUGGACACUGGUGAGCCCGAGGAUGAGCUCACCCCCGAAGCCAUUGAGUUGCUUCACAAGCUGGGCAGCAAAGCCACCAAGGUCUCUGACAUCGUGAACAGCAAAGACGCGGCCGUGUUCACUGCCAUCCAGAAAGGGGUGUCCUUGGUCAAUGAUCACGCGACCUCGAAUGCACAGAAGAUCCAGAAGUGGGUGCUCCUUGGGAAGGAUUUCUCCAUUGCUGGCGGAGAGCUUGGCCCCACAAUGAAGCUAAGGAGGCCUGUGGUAGCCAAGAUGUACAAAGAGCAAAUAGCUCAAAUUUACUUGGAAACACCAAUGAUCAAGUAAUAGCUGAAUCAACUGGCAAACCUGGCCCGCCUCUCCCAGAAGUUCUCUCUUCCGCUCCUCUCUGCUGUCUUUGUAAAUAUGACCCGGUCUUUCCAUGGAUUUGCUUGGCCCAGGAGAAAUUCCCUCUCUUUCCCCCCUAAAAAACGAGGUUUCAAUAAAGGCAGCUCCCUGAACCCAGCUGUCCUUUUCUCUCUCCUUCCCCGCAUCCCUACUCAGCACCCUGCAUGUCUUGGUUGCAAAGCCUCAGGAGUGCUUGUUGCCUUCUUUCUCUUGGGCCACUUUGGGAUUGCCUCCCGGGAUCUACCAUUUUUUUGAAGAAUACUGGAAGACAAUCACUGCUUUCUCCAAAGUUCGUAUUUUCCCUCUCCUGAUUGUGCUGAAACAAAGAUAUCAAGAACUUGAUUCCAGAAUCACUUGAGGAAAAUUUCUCUCUCUGCGAUUGUACAUCACUCUGUAAAGCAAACACUUUUUCCUCCGUCACAGGAUGCUCUUCUAGAAACCUGAGGAGAUGUUGGCCAGACGUAUCUCCGUACUAUUACUAGACUAUCUGUGAAUGUUGCUUGCUUAGGUCUGUCCGUGCGGUGAAGUAGCUUAUGGUUCAAGACUUCACAAAGCCCGUUCCCACCCUGCUCCCCAAAGUCCCACAGACAAUGACUUUGCACAUGCGAUGGAUCACUUUGAAUAGCAGGAAAUCCAGCACGGGUAUUGCCUUUGGGUGGUGCACACGGGUUGUCUGCUUAGUACUAACAAGGCUCAGCUUGGGGGUGCCAGCUGCCUUUUGAAGCGUUAUGCACAGCUCCUUGAUGGACAUCUAUUUCUCCAACGCCUGACGAUGUCGAGCUGGUCACUCUGAUAACUAGUUCUGACACUUCCUCAGCCGUGGAGGUAAAAUUGGAAGAAACCGGAGGUUUUUCUAGGGAUGUGGAUGCCUGUGCCAUUUCCUACCCCCUAUGCUACCAGCAAAAAGGAUCAUGAGGUGCAUCCAACAUGCUUCCCAGGAGGAUUUGAACUUCUCCAGAACUUCUCCAGAGUGGAGAAGAGAUGAGCUGCUGGGAACCAUCUGAAGUUGUUUUUUCCUUUUUCAUUUAGGUAGUCUGCACAUGUGUUUGAUUUUUGCAUGUGAUGGAAACCCAAGACCUACCUCCCAUUAAAUUGUCAGGGAAAUGCUAGGUGUGUUCCCCUUAUUCCUCUCCCCACCUCCUUUUUAUAUGAACCCCCCUCUAUUUAUAUGAAUUCACAGCAAUUGUGACUAGUGUAUAACAAAAAACACUGGGCUAUCCAAAGAGAUGCAGGCUGUGCUUCGGGGUACCGUUUCUGUCGAGCAUGUAUUUGCACGGGUGGCUUUGACACAAGCACAGUUCACGUGUACUGAGUAUGGAUUGUUGUGUUACUGGGUUGCUGACAAAUCACGGGUUAUUGUUACAUGCAAACUCUAUACUGUGGUUUAACCCUAACUAUGAACAACCCAGAAAGAGAACUUACAGUUUGUUGCUGAGUUGUAAACUCUGAGCUGUUCAUGGUUAAGAAACCAUACUGCAGGGUUUGCAUGUUAAAGCGGCCUGGGCACUCAUGCAUACCUGUGGAGAAAGGAGAUUCAUGUGGAGUAGGAAAGACAUCUGGAAUGUAACACUACUGGAUCCUUGGUGGUUGUGGAUGCAGUAUAAUCAUGGAAGGGUUGUUAUUGGGUUUGGGUUUUUUAAACCCUAAAAGACUCAUUCAGAGUUAAUUUGCUCCUAUUCUGUUUUGCUACAAAUAAUGUUGAAUAAAUAUAUGAAUGGC
This is a messenger RNA of Varanus komodoensis (Komodo dragon), 4126 nucleotides long. RefSeq names its product acyl-CoA synthetase bubblegum family member 2 (gene ACSBG2). Lineage: Eukaryota; Metazoa; Chordata; Lepidosauria; Squamata; Varanidae. The coding region runs from base 134 to 2347 and encodes 737 amino acids. The transcript is spliced from 16 exons. The record is from RefSeq and is a predicted model, not a curated record. Gene Ontology annotation, molecular function: long-chain fatty acid-CoA ligase activity. Gene Ontology annotation, cellular component: membrane; endoplasmic reticulum.